Molecule: messenger RNA, 3742 nt
Organism: Anoplopoma fimbria (sablefish)
Lineage: Eukaryota; Metazoa; Chordata; Actinopteri; Perciformes; Anoplopomatidae
Product: transmembrane protein 184B-like
Exons: 10
Coding region: 347-1597 (416 amino acids)
Biological process (GO): transport
Molecular function (GO): transporter activity
Source: RefSeq, a predicted model, not a curated record
GCCAACAGCGGAGUUGUCUGAGCUGCAGAUGAUGUGGAUGAAAUAACAGAACGGUGUCUCCGUCAUCAGCUGUGGAUGGGAAAUGUCGAGAAAAUCCCAGUUUUCUUUUACUGACAUGUUCAUGUUGUAAAUGAGUGCGUCGCUUCCUGUUUAAAGCGUGAAGUAGUGCUUUGUUUAGACUUUAAGGGGAGAAGCAGCAGCAAGCUAACGGCUAGGAAGGCUAGCUAGCGUUAGCUGCCGACACUUGCCAGCUGUAGAUAAGAGAGAGGUUUGCAGUCGACUUGCGAUGAUGAGCUAAACUGAUGCUGUGAUUGAAACCAGCGCAGAUCAAACAGCAGCAGCAGAGAUGGGUCAACUUUGGCGGCGAGACAUCAACCUGGCAGAGAGGUUGGCGAAUGACUCUCCUGUCGGCUUCGCCCCGGGGCCCCCAGCCACGGUGGCCCCACAGCAGUCCAACUCCUCCUGGGUACCAGAGACCCCAGUGGUCACACCAGAUGAGCCAAUUUUCCUCAUGACCGCCACUGCCCAAACCAUAUCAGGGUUUUUUGUUUGGACAGCUCUUCUGAUCACAUGCCACCAGAUCUACAUGCACCUGCGUUACUACAGCUCCCCAAAUGAACAGAGGCACAUAGUUAGGAUCCUCUUCAUAGUCCCCAUCUAUGCCUUCGACUCCUGGCUCAGCCUUCUUUUCUUCACCAAUGAGGAGUAUUAUGUGUACUUUGACACAGUCCGAGACUGCUACGAAGCCUUUGUCAUCUACAACUUCCUGAGUCUGUGUUACGAGUAUCUGGGAGGAGAGAGCGCCAUCAUGGCUGAGAUCAGAGGGAAACCUAUUGAGUCAAGCUGUAUGUACGGGACCUGUUGUCUGUGGGGCAAGACAUACUCCAUUGGUUUCCUCAGGUUUUGCAAACAGGCAACCCUCCAGUUCUGCGUGGUGAAACCCCUGAUGGCAGUGAUCACUGUCAUUCUCCAGGCCUUCGGGAAAUACAAAGAUGGAGACUUUAACGUGGCUAGUGGCUACCUGUAUGCGACCAUCAUCUACAACGUCUCCGUCAGCCUGUCGCUCUACGCUCUCUUCCUCUUCUACUUCGCCACACGCGAACUGCUUGUCCCAUACAACCCAGUGCUCAAGUUCUUCAUGGUCAAAUCAGUCAUCUUUCUCUCCUUCUGGCAAGGCAUGCUGCUGGCCAUCCUGGAAAAGUGCGGAGCCAUCCCUCAGAUUAGCUCGGCGGACUUCUCUGUGGGCGAGGGAACGGUUGCCGCUGGUUACCAAAACUUCAUCAUCUGCAUUGAGAUGUUCUUCGCUGCUGUCGCUUUGCGACAUGCCUUUACUUACAAGGUCUACAUGGAUAAAAGACUGGACUCGUAUGGCCGAUGUGCCCCAAUGAAGAGCAUCUCCAGCAGCCUGAAGGAGACCAUGAAUCCAGGGGACAUGGUCCAGGAUGCCAUCCACAACUUCUCGCCGGCUUAUCAGCAGUACACCCAGCAGUCCACACUGGAGCGAAGUGGGGGGCCCCCCAUCUCCCGCAGCCACAGUAACCUGAGCACCCGCGGGGACGAAAAGACCCUGCUGCUCAGCUCUGACGACGAGUUCUGAGGCACAAACACACACUCACUCUAGUCCCGUAGCCCAUAUUGGAUUUCUAUUAGCGGUGUGAAACAAAUCUGAACAAAAUUUUUGUUGGUACCUUAACAUCGAAGAUUCAUUUAGACAACAAUAAAAAGAUCAGAUUUAUUUCAGAUGUAUAGAAACAUAGUUAUCAGACUGUGGGAAGGGAUCGAGAGUUUAUACAAGGAAAGAGAGCUAAUAAAAGAGGUUGGAGGAGUUGUUACUAGUAUGGUCAGGGAGAAGAAAGAAGUCAAGAUGUUCAGACAGACAUUAGAUUUAUUAACUGGUUAUUAAAUGGUCAGUUGUCAAUUCUGUUGAUGUCAAAGAAGCCAUUACUGACAGAACAAAUAACUGUGCCUGCAUAUAGCGUAUUUAUGCUGCACUUUAAACAGAUAUAAGGUGUAUGCCAGAGCAAAUAAGUGCCAUCUACAUCUGAAACAAAUGGCCUCCUUCAUAUGUCAGUUUUCAUAUUGAUUUUCAAUCCAAACUCCUUCUCACCCCUCUGCCAAUUCUGCCUCUUACCGAAUCAUUGCCAAAUAGAAGGAGUACCAUGUGCUCAGGUCAAUGAGACACACUGUCUUAAGAUUUAGAAUUGAUUUAUAGUCAAGCAAAACUAAGCUACUUAAUUUUAAUAUAUAAGAAUUGAAUCACAUUUUUGUAUUUAAAUGUUGUAUGACCUUGAAGGUGUAACUCAUUUAAAGAGUAGUUUGUUGGAAGUUUGUUAUUCCAGAAAAUGUUUGUUUGUUUUUUGUUUUCAUUUUGUUAUGGGUUCAUAUGAACCAGUGACUCAAAGGUGUAAUUGCAUGACCCCAGCUUUUGGCUCCUCGUGCAAUGUUAUUGUCUGUGGAGCUCUGAGAGGGAACAGCUGUAGGAGGGAUAUUAGUGCGGGCAGGGAGACUGGCGGAAGGACAACGCCCACACAGAUUACAGAUUACAGAUUACUGAAGAAGCAACGCUUCCCUGCAGAGCCGGCCCAGCUGUGAUGUGCUGCGGAUUGUAAUCCCAUAAUUAAGGGCAGCACAGAUCAGGCCUGCCUCUGCUGGUAUUGUUUAUAGUGGCCUCACUGCUAAAGUAGUCGUGAGUUAGUCAGGAAGACGGCCAUCACAGACAGAUAAGGCCAUUCAAAAAGUCUCAGUGCAAACAGGGCUUUAAAUUCGACUCCCUCAUCUAGAAAAUGAAUAUAUGGGCAUUACAACAAUGUAUGCAGGCUGCACAUGGAUUUGUUCAGGCACACACUAAAGCGGUGAAGCAUUGUAAAAAAAAUAAUCCUCAAGUGAGUCAGAACCUUCAGGUCUGCCCGUAAUACUCAGUUACACAUUGGCAGAGUUAAUUGUUCAUCAAGUGAUGUUGACUAUGCGUCUUAUCAGGGGCCCGUAUAAAAGCUGCUUGUGGUCCUGAUCUUAAAUGUUUGAUGGCAGAACACAGCAAUAUAAGUGCUGACUAGAUCUUAACCCAUUAAGCCCAAUGCUGGCGCUAAAUGUGUGAUCAUUCUUUUCCUCUUGUUAUGUUAAGUGCAGAGUGCAAACUGAUUUUACGGAUCGACUCAAGUCUAUUGACGGAAAUUAAACAAACAGUGAAGUCCUUGUUUGUAAUGAAUGUAAGCCAAGUGAAAAAUGAACUGCCAAAUUGAUGUGUAUCCUCAAAAGAGGACAAUCAUCUUCUUAAUGGGAAAAUCGUUUUCAAUUAGGGGGAUAAUGAAAGUGUUGAACAGUUUCCUGGUGUGACUGCUAAACUAUAUCCUCGACUCUGCCCCAAGUUAGCAGCAUAUCAAACUCAAGCGUCUCGAUUCAAAACACUAUCAAAUAACAGUUUUGAUACUAUGUGUUUUAAAAGCUGGAUAUUAAUCACAAAGAAUAGUAUGAGUAUAUAAAACCAGGAAAUAUUAUACCUGAAAGAAGGGAAUGUUGUAAAUAGAGUUAAACUCUGUGGAAGCACUGCGGAACAUUCAUGAUGAUGCCUGUUAUGGCAUUGCUUUGUGUAGUGCUUUAGUUAAUGUUUUAAUUUCCAUAUGAUCUCUUGUUUUAUUUCUGUUGUACACUUAUUGAUUUGUAUAUUGGCAAUAGUAUCUCUUGUUUUGAUGCUAUAAUGGUUUCUGUUGUUAAAAAAAUGAAAUAAAAUACAAAAUGCAAAAAA